Molecule: messenger RNA, 2748 nt
Organism: Adineta ricciae
Lineage: Eukaryota; Metazoa; Rotifera; Eurotatoria; Adinetida; Adinetidae
Source: the annotation of a GenBank genome assembly
AUGAGUGAUAAAUCAACCUCAUUCAAUAGUUCGGAAAAACAUGUUCAAGUUAUAGCUCGACCACGUCCAGUGAGUGAUAAUGAAAAAUCUCAAAAUCUUUCAAGUUGUUUGAACGUCAAUGAAGCACGACGAGAAAUAGUUGUCAAUUGUAAAACAAGUGCAACACGAUUUUUUAAUUAUGAUCACGUAUUCGGCUUCCAAACGCGCCAACAAGAUGUUUAUAAAACAGUCGUUGCGCCGAUUGUCGAUGAAGUUUUAAAAGGCUACAGUUCAACUAUUUUUGCGUACGGUCAAACUGGCUCUGGUAAAACACAUACAAUGUUAGGAAAAUUUCCCAUAGAUAAGUUGUCCAAAGAUGCAGUUUCUGCUUAUAUGGCUAUCCUAGAGUCAGAAGCUGGUAUAAUGCCAAGAGCAAUUCAUCAUAUAUUUCAGGGACUUCAACGACAGUAUGUUGAUUAUACAGUUAAAAUAACUUAUUUGGAAUUAUACAACGAAGAACUAACUGAUCUAUUAGCUGAUUCGACGAGUGAACAGCCUGAAAAGAUCAAAAUCUAUGAAGAUAAAGACAAAACAAAUACAAUAGUCGGUGCUAUAGAAGCAGCUUGUGAAUCACCGUUCGACGCAUUCAAAGUAUUAAUCAAAGGUUCACAACGUCGACAAACCGCGGAGACUUUAAUGAAUGCUUCAUCUAGUCGUUCUCAUUCAAUAUUUACCAUGACUGUCACAAUGAAAGAUUCUCAAGGAGACAUGAGACUUGGUAAACUUCAUCUAGUUGAUUUGGCCGGAUCAGAAAAUAUAUCUCGAUCGGGCGCUACAGACAAGCGUGCACGUGAAGCAGGAACUAUCAAUCAAAGUUUACUCACUCUCGGACGUGUUAUAACGGCGCUAAUUUCCAAUGAAAAACAUAUUUGUUACAGAGAUUCAAAACUAACGCGAAUAUUACAAGAUUCUCUCUGCGGAAAAACAAUCACUUCUAUCAUUAUCACUCUGUCGCCUGCCAAUGAAGCUGAAACCUUAAGUACGUUGGAAUAUGGCCAUCGAGCUCGUUCUUUGAAAAUUCGUCCUGAAAUCAAUCAACUCUCGUCGAAAGACGUGGCUCGAGAAUAUGUGGAUGAAAUUCGUCGACUACGUCAAGAACUUGAUGCGAAACGAGAAGCUGAUGGUAUUCCAUAUUCACAAUACACUGCUUUGAAAAAUCAAAUGAUGUUAGUACAAACUUUGUCAGAUGAUAAUCAGUCGAAAUUAGAAUCUAAUGAACAACAAAUUGAACAGUAUCGAAAUGAAAUUGAAGCACUUCGAAGGCAGAUGUUAGCACAGCAACAAGAAUUUCGAUUAGAAACAAAUGAACGAAAAGAAAUAUUAGCGUUGAAUCGACAUCGUUAUGAUGAACUCGUUCAAAUGACAAACAAAGCGUUGACUUUUCAUGAACAUGCGGUAAAUACCAUGCAACAACUUCGUUCGACUCGUUCAACGGCAUCAGCAUUGAUUGAUCAAUAUAUCAUCGAUUGCCGAGCUGUUGGAGAUUGUCUUCAAAUGAAUAUCCAACGUAUGACUGAAGAUAUUCGAUCAAUGUUUUCUAACUAUAGUUGUUCGAUUGGACAAGUGAUGACAAUCUCGAAUAAUAUCCGUCAACAAAUGUAUGUGCUUAACGAAAAAGUUCGAGCUGUCUUGUCGCUUGCCUUCCAAAAUUUCCAUACGAUAUUCGAAGAGUUAAAUCAGAUUUACAGUCAAUUUCAGACUGAAUUAGAUUGCGAACUGAAAGCAUUGAUAGACAUGUUGGCUGUAGAGUUGAAACGAGAUGAGCGUCAUAACCAAAGAAAGCUUAUCAAUAUCGAAGAAGAAACAUUAAUUAAGAUGAAAGCUUGUUUUCAAGACAUGCUCGUUUCACUCAAUCCAACUACUCAAUCACUAUGGCUCGAUUUACAUUCGUUUUUUACACAACGUAUCAGCCAAAUGUUGACAAAUGAGUUUCGAACUUUAAUUCAAAUAUCAGAUAAGUCAACAAAUGAUGAUGAUCAACAGUUCCUCGACCUACCUGAUAUUCGAAACAAAUGGCUGGUUGAACAAGAAAAGUUGGUCACUACUACUCAAAAUGAACUCGAACAAAUGAUUAGUGAAUUGAUUCAAUCUUUCAAUGACUUGUCUGACACAUCUGAUCAAGACGACGUCGGAGUACGAAGUACAACUCUAUUUCAACGUAUCCAUCAUAUGUGCAUCCAGCAUGGUCAAGAAAUUCGUCAAUUACUAGAAACGAAGCUACAAAACGUUUUCAGUCAAGUUCGUGAUGAAUUCGAUCAGCAAUGCGGUCAUUUGAUCACCAACAUUGAACACGACAUUAAUCAAAUGAAUUCUCUCCUACAAGAUAUCAACACAAAGUUUGAAACAUCAUCACCAAUAGUUACAAAUGACUCAAUGUCACAUCUUAUCAAACAAAUACAACGAAUUGAUGUAAUGACAAAGAACCUUGAAUACGAUUGGCAACUAUGUACACAAUCAGUGGAUAAAUUCGAAUGUGAAACUAUUUUACCUUCCCCGCCUUUGCCCAUACCGAAAACAGAUGUAGCUAUCAAAAUUGAACUCGGUAUAAAAGAUCAUCAAACACAACCAUGUUUAAUGAAUAUUGAAAACAAAGAAAACAUCAUCGAUGGUAACCUUUUACCUGCACCCGCACCCGCACCUAUACGAACACGGUCAGCUGCUGUACCUAACAUUCCCUGGCGUGCAAAAACCGAUACGCCAUUCUUUUGA